UUUUUAAAAGGAAUGUGGCAAUAUCGUAGAGGCGUAAUGUGUCAUACAGUAGAUGGCUUUCUUAUAAUGUGUAUUUUUUGCACAGUCUCUGUACAACUAUUCUUGGGCAACUUCACUUUAUGAUUCCACAACACAAUUGGACAACAUUGUUUUCUGAUGCUUCCUGUCCCGAAUGAACGACUCCAUUUCCAUUUCCAUCGUCAUCGUGGCCCUUUUUGACAUUUCUGUCUUGAUUUAUUUUUGGCGUAUAGGGUCUCGCAUUACACUAGGGACCCACUUUAGUUUUUUUUUUUUUUUUUUCAAGGGGGCAGGGUGCGACGCACCUGUUUUUCAAUUGCCCUUUUGACAAAUUUGAGAGGCUCAUUUGUACAUACACCACGUAAAAAAUGUAUGUGAUGUUUGUUUUUAAAAGCAAAUCAAAUUUUAAAAUGACAGGGUAUUCACUGGGUAUUCCUGUGCAGAUUUCCAUAGCUUAAACAGCUUAACCAGCAGUGGUAUGAUUUGCGGUGCAGUGUCGUGGAGAAAAUGAAAUAUGAUCUUUCAGUGUUGGUUUCAAGUCUAAUUGGCCUUUUUAAAACGACGCAAAUAUCGGAGAACUUUGGGAACCGCAUUCCAAAAAGCCUAUCCGACGCUCUAGUUUGUUUACAACUGAUACUAUAUGGAGUUUCUAAGCCAUUAAUUAUCGGUCAUAAAUUGUGGUGUAAGAUCACUAUGUGGCAGUUAAGGGUGGACUGCUACGUUUUUGUUAUCUGUCCUGGGCUCACUAUUUAGCAAACAGCACAUCACUGUAACUGUUAAUGGAGUGUUAACAAACGAAUAAUAAGCAAUUUCCAUGCCGUUUAUUAACCGCUAAUGUAAAAGUACCUAUUUUGCAUAUUGGGGCCCAGUUUGCCCAUCUAAAUUCCCACAAAUAUAUGUCUUGGGAAUUAUGUUUGUCCGCCAGCAUUUCGUUAAUAAUUCUAAACUUGAUUCACCAACCGGGGUUUGAAAACUGCACAUAUUAGUUUCAACGUUUGCAGGUUAUAAAAUUCGAAUACAAUCACUAGGACAUUUUUAUUAAUUAACACCUGUAUAACGUUCGUCUAAUAGCAUGAAGAAUUUUUGUAACGUUUUGGGGGAAACAAUUACAUUAAAAAAAAGCUAACACGACAGAUUCAACUAACAAAAAGAUCCAGUUACCUGCAUUUAACCUUCACAGAUUACCAUAGGACAUAAAGUGAAAGAAACAUCACUUUUAGCAAACACGCAGGUAAUUUUUAUUCAUAUUGUGACAGUGAGUAAAAAUUGACUUUGGCAAUUCAGGCUAACGAUAAGCAACAGACCUACUUCUAAAAUGUCCUCAAAUCUGUUGCUUUGAAUUUUAGUAGCGUUGAAAAAUAAAAAGAUUUGACUAUUAAAAAUCUGAAUUAAAAAUGAAAAAGUCGUGAACAUUGAUGAGGCAGAUUCCUAUCUUGUUAACGUAUGACCUCAUACCUCCAAUGAGCGGGUUCGAGUUGGAGAAAAGCGAAAGCAGUGUUCAAAGAUAGUCAAGUACUGUGAAAAUAGCUCGCGUUGAAGAGAUGCAAUAUUCCCCUCCUCCCCGUGAAUUUUUCCUCUGGCCGUGCAGCCAAAGGUUGACUUUAUAGCGGCGAGCCAUAUUGACUCACAAGCUGCUGCGGGCCCAUUGAGGCGUGUGUCAUGUAGUGCCAGUGGUCACAUGGCUCGGAAUCGACAUGGACCUCACUCACGCACGUCAGCUCACGACGUGCAGGGCUCAGCGCGCCUCACUAAAGUCACUGCAGCUCACUCAGUCAGCAGGAUGACCCCGUGCUGAAAGAGGACAAGAGUAUGGAUUUGGAUGCUUCCAAUAUGUAUCUACCCAGCUGCACUUACUACGUCCCUGGAGCGGAUUUCACGGCUCUUCCGCACUAUCUGGCCCAGGGUCAGCCUUCCUGCCCGGUGGCUUACUCGUACCAGUCGUCGGCCCUUCCUCAGGUUCCAUCCGUGAGAGACGUGGCAUUCAGAGACUUUGCUGUGGACAGCGCGGCGAAAUGGCACCACGGCAGGGGGAAUCUAGCGCACUGCUACGCGGACGACGGCUGGACCGGCCCGACCCCCCGCGGGGUUGACGCUCAGGCGAAAGGCGUCUGCUCUUCGGGCUCCGCCAACGCGCCGGGAGGCUUCCACGGCGGCGCGGCCAGGAACGGCGUCCUACCGCAGGCUUUCGACCAGUUCUUCGACUCGGCCUUCGUCGGCCAGGAACACGGAGCUGCCGCGCCUGGCCAGGACAGGCUUUGCGCGGUCAAGUCCAGCCCCGCGCCAGCUCCUCAAGCUCCGGGCUCGGACACGGCGGAGAGCUGCAGCCCCAAAUCGUCCCCCGGCCUCGGCGAAGACAGGAGCGCAAAGGGCGGCAGUGACCAGAAGACGCGCAAGAAGAGAUGUCCAUACUCCAAGUAUCAAAUCAGGGAGCUGGAGAGGGAAUUCUUCUUCAGCGUGUACAUCAACAAGGAGAAGCGGCUGCAGCUUUCCCGGAUGCUCAACUUGACUGACCGACAGGUGAAAAUCUGGUUUCAGAACAGGAGGAUGAAGGAGAAGAAACUCAACAGGGACCGUUUACAGUACUACACCAGCAACCCUCUGCUAUAAAAA
Molecule: messenger RNA, 2628 nt
Organism: Hippocampus comes (tiger tail seahorse)
Lineage: Eukaryota; Metazoa; Chordata; Actinopteri; Syngnathiformes; Syngnathidae
Gene: hoxa11b
Product: homeobox A11b
Exons: 2
Coding region: 1828-2625 (265 amino acids)
Biological process (GO): regulation of transcription by RNA polymerase II; anatomical structure development
Cellular component (GO): nucleus
Molecular function (GO): DNA-binding transcription factor activity, RNA polymerase II-specific; RNA polymerase II cis-regulatory region sequence-specific DNA binding
Source: RefSeq, a predicted model, not a curated record